This is a messenger RNA of Clupea harengus (Atlantic herring), 2689 nucleotides long. RefSeq names its product SAM domain, SH3 domain and nuclear localisation signals 1b (gene samsn1b). Gene Ontology annotation, molecular function: protein binding. NCBI's taxonomy places the organism in Eukaryota, Metazoa, Chordata, Actinopteri, Clupeiformes, Clupeidae. The record is from RefSeq and is a predicted model, not a curated record.
AAUGUUGCACAACAGUAGUGCAAAGAAGAAGUGGAGAGUGCGAGAAGUGCAGGGAUAAAUAUAUAGCAUAUAUAGCAUAGGAGAAGGCCCUGGCAGUGAUGGCUGGCAGUGCCAGUAGACCUGCUGAUGAAGACCACAGAGAGGGAGAGGGAGUGUAAGUCUAAAUGUGUUAGUGUAAACGUUAUCUCUUUAUCUAAAUGAGAUAAAUGUUAAUAAUAAGAUUUUAAAGUUUAUCCGUUGGGCCACAGGGAGCCAGUGUAAUUGAAUCAGCAGGGGUGUGACAUGUUCGGUGGACUUUCAACAUGUUAUAAUCCGUGCUACAAAGUCAGCGCAGUGGUCAGUGUGUGACGUGACCUAAGCAGUGGCAUAAGACGUCCGCGGAGUUUUGUGUUCAAGCAGGGCGUUGUCUGGAGAUAUUUUGCAAAUGCAAAAAGGCAAUCUGGGAGACACUGUUUGUAUGACUGGAGAAAGAAAGGGGACUGUCCAGCAUGACACCAAGGCUCUUAAUCUGAGUGGGGCAGGGUAUGGCGCCCGUCUAUGGAGAGGGUGAAAGUGUUCAUCUUCACAAGGGCUGAUUUAUAUGUCUGGUCAAGGAAGGUAGUUUAUUCUUUCAUAAUGCCAGUCUUGCUCAUGUGCCAGUCUUUAACCUUCCUUUAAGGAAAUGGUGAUGCAAAUCUAAAUGAUGUAAUAACAAACGGAAACUAGAACAUUGCAGUGUCACACUGAAAAACUCUCUUGUAAAGAAAAUGAAUGAGGACGCAUAAGAGGAACCAUCUCUUGGUUAUUGGUACCUUUUUGCGUCUCUUUUAGCUUUUUCAAUCAUAUAUAAUACAAAUAUGCAUCUCUAAAUAUAUGAUUUAGUCAUAUUAUUGAUGAAAACUAUUCUCUUUUGUGCAAGUUUAGCUUCCUGGCGUUGCAUGUAGGCCCCCAAUAAAAAGGUCACAACUUUGUGUCUUUGAUGAAAGAUUAAGAGCUUGCUAUGACACUCACAUCCUGCCCCGAGCAGCGGAAGUGUGUCGCUCCUCCGCCUCAAGUUUUGACACCUCCUCGGACACAGGCAGAAACGAGAAACAAGUUUCAUGAAAUAAACUAAACGAAACGAAAAACAUGCUACAUAGAAAUGCGUCAAAUGCCUCUGACAAACCAAGGAAUAAACCAAAGGUAAGGGGACAUUUGUGUGAAAUGAUUAAUUCAGUUUUUAUAUUUAUUGACGCUAGAAAAAGACAAAUAGAGGAAAAAGGUCAAAGUAAACCAGAGUAGCGGUUGGUCAAGAGACAGAUAUUUAAAUUAUUGCAUUACAAAUAGGUUGACCUCUCGCUAAAUGAUCAGCAUGAUUUAAAUUAUUAUUAAUAUGAUCAAAAUAUGUUCUCUGAGAAGUGGCAUGAAUGUUGGAUUUGCAAAUUUUACUAUUGAAAAAACCUGGCUGGGACUACCUGCAACCUCAGCAAACUGUAUAGUACUGUGCGAUCCAGUCUAUGCAUAUUUUAACACAGGGGUUUUACCUCGUAUAAGUUACCUGAAACAACUUGCCAUUUCUGUGAAGUGCAAAUGUGCUUGUCUUUGUCUGUUUUUGUUUGCACAGAGAUCGUCCAGCUUUGGUAAAUUUGAGACGUUCAGACAUGCUCGACAAGCCAAACCUGAGGAGAACGGAGCUGCUGUGUCCUCAGCAGAGGCACCAGAGACCCCUGAAGCAGACCAGAUGAGACAGGGGACCAUCAGCAGGAAGAUGAAAGCCAUCUCUAUGACCAUGCGCAAACGAAUGGGGAGAAAGUACAUCAAAGCCCUGUCGGAGGAAGGGGGAGAGGACACAGAGGGAGACCAUGAGACAGAAGGAGACGCAGACGCAAGCAACACUUUGGCCAGAGCUUGCAGGAGGUCCAGCAACUCACUGGAGAGUCUCUACAGCCUCAACAGUGGACAGAGUUCAUCCAGCGGCAUCACCAGCGGCUCUGAAGGCUCCAGCAACAGAGACAGCCUCAGGCUGGAGGAAGAGGUGCCCUUCACAGGGCAGUUCUGUGGCAGAGCCCGAGUGCACACAGACUUUGUCCCCAGUCCGUACGACACAGAGUCCCUCAGACUCAAGGUGGGGGAUGUGAUUAAUAUCGUCAGUAAACCGCCCAUGGGGAUAUGGACAGGCAUGCUAAACCACAGAGUGGGCAACUUUAAGUUCAUAUAUGUGGACGUGCUGGUGGAGAAGGCCCCGGAGCCCCGGCGGAGAGUGAACCCCCAGGGGAGAUGCAAGAGGCCGCGGCCCAACACCUUACUGGAGCUUCUGGCUUGCCUCAACCUGGAGGAACACGCCUCGUCUCUGAUGCUCAACGGAUACCAGACAGUGGAGGACCUGAAAGAACUGAAGGAGAAGCACCUCAUUGAGCUGAACAUAACCGACCCUGAGCACAGACACAGGCUACUCGCCGCCUCCGAGUGCAUCCACGACACAGACCAUGGCGAGGCGAACGAGGAGUCCACGUCUCCAUCAGAGGCCCUGAAGGCUGAGCUGAAGGACUGCCCGCGCGACUCUGGGUGCUACAUCCCCUCAGACGUCUCAGACAACAGCAAAGACGACACGGACAACCUGUUAGCACUCAGCUCCUCACCAGCGGAGGCCUGAUGAUGCCCCCUCCCCCCACACACACACACACAAACAUACACACACAUACACACACACACACACACACACACACAAACA